UAGCAACUAUGUAGCUAACAUCAAGCCUAUCAAACUACCUGUAAUAUCAACAUGGAACCUAGUGUAAAUAAUUCGAUGUGCAAAUUUAACUAUAAGAAAUGUCCCCAAAUGUGCGGAAUGUGUCCUUCUUGCGUUUUUGCACCGAACCCUCUGGGUUCCACCAAACGUUUGUGGAAAGUGUCGGAUGGACUCAAGAGGAGAUUCGUUGUGGCGUUACUUUUACGAUGCAGGAAUCCCCAGGUGCUCGAGAACAUCCAGAAACUGCUAAAUGAAACACCAUGGACGUGGUUCACGUACGCCAGGUCAAGAAGUCCGACUUCCCCUCAGAAAUACCCUUCUUCAAACCAAGCACUGGCUGACAAACCACUUGGCGUGGAUAUAAAUGGAAUUUCGAACUGGUUCAACAGCAGUCCAGACUGGAUGAAAUUAAACUACAUUUGCCGACUUUUUUCUUUAUGUGACUUUGAACUUCUACACAUGCUCUCUAACUUAACCGACGUGCUUUUGGCCAGACAGAAGCGAGGGUUUCUACACUUAAGUGUGAGAAACCACAAUCCCAAUCAACACGAUCAGGACUCAGAUGACCCUGCUCUCAUGGUAGUUCCUGGAUCAUCAAAGUCUAUGUCUGGAGUCAGUCAAUAUCGAGACUUCAUUGGUUGCUUACCUGUUGAUCUGUCCAAGAGGAUUCUAGGUCUGUUAGAGGAACAUACUUUGACAUGUUGCAAGAGGGUUUCUCAAUACUGGAAGCACCUUGCAGAGGAAACCAUGCAGGAGAUCAAAUUCAGAAGAAUUUUUCAGGACGAAAUUAAGAUAAUGAUGGAGGGCUGCAGUAGUAUUCAUAUAGUCAGUCCUACUUAUGCCAACAUUGUUGAUGUCACAGUUCCUGUACAGAUGGAUGAGGAAGAGGAGGAAUCUGUCCAAAAGGUCAAGCAAUUUGAAGCCGCUUAUGCCAAAAUAAAAACAAAAACAGUGCUAAUGGAAGAGCGAAAUGUUUAUUGCGGUGCAUAUUUUUCCAAGAUGCUGCUAAACGAAAAAGACCCUUACAGAGUGGUAGACUACAAAGGUGGCCGGCUAAUGGCUACAGGCUCAAAGGAUCGUUUGGUGCAUCUGUUUUAUGUGGCAUCUGAAACAAAAGCCAUGACGGUGAUGAGAGGACAUGCUGGCAGCGUUCGGGCCGUGCUGCUUUGCGAGGACAGAGGUCUGAUCAUAACUGCAGGCUGUGAUGCAACCAUCAGGUGUUGGAAUUUGAAGACAGACAGUUGUGCGAUGGUGCUUUAUGGACACACCAGAACCAUCAACUGCUUGGAUGUGCAUGGUGACAGACUUGUCUCAGGAGCAAAUGAUUACACAGUUAAAGUGUGGAGUCUACAGACAUGGAGACAAUUAAAGGAUAUUCAUUUUAAGCAUCACAGUUCUGUCCUAUGUGUAAAGAUGGACAAAACAACUGUGUACAGCAGCUGUGUUCAAGGCCUGGUCAAAAUAUGGAACAUGGAAAAUGGAUCACUGCUCAGGGUGAUUGAUGCCCACAAGAACUCAGUAAAGUGUUUGUUUUUUGAUCAAUGGCACCUUCUGUCCGGGGAUUCUAGUGGCAAAGUCAAAGCUUGGAGCGUCAGCUGUGGUGCUAAAGAGUGUCUUAUGACAUUCAACCACCCAAAGGAGGUAAAAUCUCUGGCCCUUAUCUACCUCCGUGUUAUUACUGGCUGUGUGGAUGGAAAAAUUCGCAUAUUUAAUUUCCUUACUGGAGAUUGUUUGAGAGACAUCGUGGUAGACUUUGUAUCAGGCACAAUACGAUCUUUUCACUUCCAUGACCACAGUAUAUUAGUGAACACAACAUCCAGUGUGCAGCUCUACCAGUUUGCCAAGGUGUUCUGGGAUCACAUAGAUUCAACACAGGGAGGUUGUGGUGAUGCACUGGCUCAGGAUGGUUUGGUUUCUGAGACAUCAGCACAUUGCCUCACAAAGUUUCCUCAUACAUUAUCCCCCACCCAAAAGAUUCAGAACUGCAACAAGAAACCAGAGAAAAUCUCUAUCACCAAAAAAUCUCAGACAAAAGAAAAAAUGUGCAGGAAGACUGCUCAAGAGUUAUUGAUGCAGAGUGAGAAGGCUGCAAGUGAACGGAUAAAGAAAAGAGGCCCCCAUCAUCCUCUGACCCGUGACUCCAUUCUCCUUAGAGUUGGUACCAUCCAGAGGGUGAAAUGCAUGGAUGAAGUCAGCAUCAACAUGGAGCACAAUGCAAGUUUGCGCGAUUCGUGGGGUCCUCCCACACCUCUGGAUCUACUCAGGUCUGAUGCAGAAAAGCAGAUCCUGCAGCUGUACCCACUACAGCCCACACAUAAGAGGAGGCCCAAGACUUGCAUCCCAGUUCUGAAGCAAGCUGCAGGUCAAAAUAUGAAAAGCACAUCACAAGCAAAGGAGGUUUCCUCUGCCCCUGACACAACACAGAGAUACCAUCCAAUGCAUCCCAGCGAUAACACACACACGCCCAACAAGACAAUGAGUUGACUAAGUAAAAGCACCACAGUAAAGCUGCGAGUACCUAAUCCAGAAUUUUGCAUAAAAACUAGUACCAUCUUGCCAGCUUUGCACCCUUCCAAGAGCAGGAAAGAUUCAAGCUGCUCCCCGUGACACAGCUGCAAGACUCAGUUCAGGCUGAAAAAGAAUUUAUGCUCUGUGCAAGAUCUGAACAAGAAUAUGAGAUCAGAUGAAGGGCAGACCUGCAUGAAUAGAUAAGCUAUCACUUGUGGUUGAUUAUUUUAUCAACUCUGUUACUAAUAUACAAUCCUUGUUUUGAACAUUUUUGUUAAUCCAAAAAGCAUUCUGUUUUUAAAGGUGUUUCAAUAAAAU
This is a messenger RNA of Melanotaenia boesemani (Boeseman's rainbowfish), 2844 nucleotides long. It is a transcript of the gene fbxw10, whose product is annotated as F-box and WD repeat domain containing 10. The transcript is spliced from 12 exons. NCBI's taxonomy places the organism in Eukaryota, Metazoa, Chordata, Actinopteri, Atheriniformes, Melanotaeniidae. The coding region runs from base 52 to 2502 and encodes 816 amino acids. The record is from RefSeq and is a predicted model, not a curated record. Gene Ontology annotation, molecular function: protein binding.